CCAGAGCAACAAGCGGACAUUCAGCAGUAACACAAGAGGCCAGCAAGUUUUUCCCACAGUGAAGUGAAUUUCUGCAGCCACAAUGAUGACUCCUCUGCUGUUACUUACUCUGGUGUCUGUCUGCUGGGCUGAUUCUGAUUUUAGCCAGAACUCCACUGAGUCAAAAUACUUCAGGACGGUCUACAUUGCAGAUAAAGGAUCACGACUGGGCAUAAAGAUAGAACAGCCUAAAGUUGUCUCAUACCGAGGUAGCAAUGCCACUCUGCCCUGUAAAUUCUAUUACAAACCUGUGCCUGUGCGUGCAGUACAAGCCCCUCUUAAGGUCAGGAUCAAGUGGACCAAACUCACCUCAGAUUACCUCAAGGAAAUUGAUGUAUUUGUUUCAUUGGGAAACAACUGGAAAAGUUUUGGAAACUACCAAGGAAGAGUUUUUCGAGAAAAUGAGAAUGAUGCCUCUAUAACAAUAACAGAUUUAACAUUGGAGGACUACGGCAACUACAAAUGUGAAAUAAUUGAGGGACUGGACGAUGUCACCGGAACUGUGUUGCUGGAUCUUCAAGGUGUUGUGUUUCCAUACUUUCCACGACUGGGUCGCUACAAUCUGAAUUUUAUUGAGGCUCAGAAGGCUUGUGAAGAUCAGGAUGCAGUUGUUGCUUCAUUUGAGCAGCUUUAUGAUGAGUGGAGAGCGGGAAUGGACUGGUGUAAUGCAGGCUGGCUGAGUGAUGGAUCUGUGCAGUAUCCUAUCACCAAACCUAGGGAACCAUGUGGAGGGAGAAAUACGGUUCCUGGUAUCAGAAGCUAUGGAUACAGAGAUAAGGCAAAGGACAAAUAUGAUGUGUUCUGCUUUACAUCCAACUACAAAGGACGCUUCUACUAUCUGAUUCACAUUAGAAAGCUGACCUAUGGCGAAGCUGUACAAGCCUGUAUUAAAGAUGGAUCAAGGAUUGCUAAAGUUGGCCAGAUGUAUGCAGCUUGGAAGUUGCUGGGCUACGACCGUUGUGAUGCGGGUUGGCUAGCUGAUGGCAGUGUUCGUUAUCCAAUCAGCAGACCCCGAAAGCGGUGCAGUGAAAGCGAGGCAGCCGUGCGCUUCGCUGGCUUCCCGGAUAAGAAACAUCGGUUAUAUGGUGUCUACUGCUUCAGAAGCAACUGAUAAUUCAUAUAAAAGCUUAGAUGAAGAUGAGUGUUAUUUUAAUUCUGCACAUGUGAAGGAUGUACUUUCAAUGAUAUGAACUCAAAACAUGUUACCAAAACUGUGAUAAAACUAUUUUUACUUACUGUAAAAUGCCAUUUUCAUACAAGCCAAAACAUUUUUUUCUUUGUUGUAAUGUAUCAUACAAUCAUUAAAUAUUAAAAAUAAUAUAAUUUUUAUAGGAAGUUAUACCAAGAGUUAGCACCAUUUUGCUUCUUUUUAAAGUAACAGUUAGCAAAAGCUACCCUAAACAUUGCUCUGACUGUCUAAUAGAUAGAAAUUACAUGAAUGGGUGAGGCAUGCCAUAGCAAGGCCUUAUUAAUAGUUGUAUGGACAUUCAAUUACAAAAUGGGCAUUUCUCAGGCAAUCUUUCAAUCAUUUUUUUCAAACAUACAAACAUUCAAAUGCAUCUCCUAAACUUUCUGAAUUGUAAUGUGCUUCUGACUGUGUUGGACAAAAUUUUGGAGAAACUUGAUGCUACACUUUAAAUUCCUGCAGCAUACUAUCAAUUUGUCCAAUACUUUUUAUAUCUUAUUUGGCUGCCAUUAAUGAUGCAUGCCUUUGCAAAACCAUUAGGUGUUGAACAAUUUAGAAAAAUCCUGCACCAUUUUAGUUUUGCCAGAUUUAGUGAUAUGUCAUACUUGAUGAAUUUGCUAGUUUUAUCCCUGAAAUUUAAUAGCAAUUAUCGUUUUCAAGAAAAUAGAAAAAAAAACUUGAUAUUGGACCACUUUUUUCAAUGGUGCUAUGUCGCUUUACACCAUAUUUGGUAGCAACAUUUUAAAGUCAGUAAAUAGUACUGUGUUGUACUAAGAUGUCAAUUUGAUAAACGAGGAAAAUUUGUUUAUCAAAGAUUUGUGGCUUUUUUUUAAGUUACCAAGAACGCUUUACGAAAUAGUAUUCAGGACUUAAGCCUUUUGCUGAGUCCUUUAAGUAAAUCCAAAGAAAAAAUUAGAAGAUGAGGCAAAAGAAAGGCUGCAUUACCAUAAUGAUCCUCAUUGUACCCACAGUAAAAUCUUAAAAUCAGCAUUAAAACUGCAAAACUGAACAUGUGUUACUAGGUAUAGGGCCAAAAAACACAAUUUUAUGGUGCCAUCACAGUUUAAUGUCAAAGAAAAAAAAUGUAAAUACAGGCCCAACAUGUAUUUCCUUUUGGCUAUAAUAGUUUUUAUCAAUAAAUUAUAGCAGCCUAAUUUCCAGAUUUCUGUUGUGAAGCACAACUGUUUGAUGCACACAUCAUA
This is a messenger RNA of Carcharodon carcharias (great white shark), 2427 nucleotides long. It is a transcript of the gene hapln1b, whose product is annotated as hyaluronan and proteoglycan link protein 1b. Gene Ontology annotation, biological process: cell adhesion. Gene Ontology annotation, molecular function: hyaluronic acid binding. Lineage: Eukaryota; Metazoa; Chordata; Chondrichthyes; Lamniformes; Lamnidae. The record is from RefSeq and is a predicted model, not a curated record. The coding region runs from base 83 to 1150 and encodes 355 amino acids. The transcript has 5 exons.